AUGCCCCAGCACGCGAUGGGGGACAAACCCUUCGUCUCCAUGCCGCAGCUGUUCUUCCCCGGCGCCCCCUCGGCCCAGGACGACGGGUGUGGCCACACCCCCCCCAGCAGGCGGGCGUCCCUGGGCUCACCCCGGAGCCUGGCCACCCUGCACCCCGCCUCCCACGGCCCCCUGGAUGCCAGCAGCCAGCCGCUGUGCGAGGCGAAGGCCCGGAAGCACGGCGCCCGGGGGGCCCAGGCGCGGCAGUUCUCGCCAGCGGGGCCGCGGAGCUCGGAGUGCGGCUGGCGGGCCUUUGCCCCCGAGUGCCUGCAGGCCUUCAACACGCCGCGGGGCUUCCUGGUGUUCCUGUGCGCGGCCUCCUUCCUGCAGGGCAUGACCGUCAACGGCUUCAUCAACACCGUCAUCACCUCCAUCGAGCGGCGCUUCGACCUGCGCAGCUCCCAAAGCGGCCUCAUCGCCAGCGCCUACGACCUGGCCGCCUGCCUCUGCCUCGCCUUCGUCAGCUACUUCGGGGGCACCGGACACAAGCCCCGCUGGCUGGGCUGGGGCGUGCUGGUCAUGGGGGCCGGCUCGCUGGUGUUCGCGCUGCCCCACUUCACCACGGGCCCCUACGAGGUGCAGGUGGACGAGGGCCUGGGGACGUGCCGGGCCAACCGCAGCCUGGCGUGCGGGGACAGCGCCUCGAGCCUGUCCGGCUACCAGCUGGUCUUCAUGCUGGGCCAGUUCCUGCACGGUGUGGGCGCCACGCCGCUGUACACGCUGGGGGUCACCUACCUGGACGAGAACGUCAAGUCCAGCUACUCGCCUGUCUACAUUGGCAUCUUCUACACGGCGGCCAUCCUGGGCCCCGCAGCCGGCUACCUGAUCGGAGGCGCCCUGCUGAACAUUUACACGGAGAUCGGCCAACGGACCCAGCUGACCACCGAGAGCCCGCUGUGGGUCGGCGCCUGGUGGGUGGGCUUCCUGGGCACGGGGGCCGCUGCCUUCCUCAUCGCGGUCCCCAUCCUCGGCUACCCGCGGCAGCUGCCAGGCUCCCAGCGCUACGUGGCCAUGAGGGCCUCUGAGACGCACCAGCUGAAGGACAGUCGCUGCGCAGCGCCCAGCAGCCCCAGCUUCGGGAGAACCAUCAGAGACCUGCCUCUCUCCAUCUGGCUGCUCCUGAAGAACCCCGUGUUCGCCCUGCUCUGCCUGGCCGGGGCCACCGAGGCCACGCUCAUCACGGGCAUGUCUACGUUCGGCCCCAAGUUCCUCGAGUCUCAGUUCAGCCUGAGCGCUUCCGAAGCUGCCACCUUGUUUGGGUACCUGGUGGUGCCCGCCGGCGGGGGCGGCACGUUCCUGGGCGGCUUCUUCAUGAACAAGCUGAAGCUCCGCGGCUCGAGCAUCAUCAAGUUCUGCCUGAUCUGCUCCCUGGCCAGCUUGCUGGCCACCUUGGUCUUCUUCACGCACUGCCCCAGCGUGCCCAUGGCGGGAGUGACCGCCCACUACAACGGCAGCGCCCUGCCCGCCGGCCGCCGGGAGCUGCUCUCCGCCUGCAACGCGGCGUGCAGCUGCGGGCCGGAGCAGUACGCCCCGGUGUGCGGCUCCGACGGCCUCGUGUACUUCUCGCCGUGCCACGCGGGGUGCCCGCAGGCGGCCGCGCCCGGCGCCCCGAAGGUGUACCGAGACUGUAGGUGUGUCCUUCAGAAUUUUUCCUCUGGUUUUGGCCAUGCUACUGCAGGGAAAUGCGCCUCAACUUGUCAGAGCAAGCCCCUCCUUCUGGUUCUCAUAUUCGUUGUAAUUACCUUUACAUUCCUCAGCAGCAUCCCCGCGCUCACGGCUACGCUACGGUGCGUCUGUGACCAGCAGAGGUCCUUCGCGCUGGGAAUCCAGUGGAUCGUGGUUAGGACGCUAGGGGGCAUCCCCGGGCCCAUCGCCUUCGGCUGGCUGAUCGACAAGGCGUGCCUGCUGUGGCAGGACCAGUGUGGCCAGCAGGGCUCCUGCCUCCUGUACCAGAAUGUGGCCAUGAGCCGCUACAUGCUCAUCGCCGGGCUGGGGUACAAGGUACUGGGUUUCCUCUUCUUUGCCACUGCGUACUUCCUGUACAAGUCCCUGUCGGGGUCUCCGCACGGCCUGGAGGCUUCCCUGCCCAGCCAGUCCUCGGCCUCCGACAACCCCACGGACUUCCAGAGCGCCCACUCAGACCUCCAGCUCCAGAGCCACGUCUGA
Molossus molossus (Pallas's mastiff bat) is the source of this 2205-nucleotide messenger RNA. It is a transcript of the gene SLCO4A1, whose product is annotated as solute carrier organic anion transporter family member 4A1. The transcript has 10 exons. Gene Ontology annotation, cellular component: membrane. Gene Ontology annotation, biological process: transmembrane transport; sodium-independent organic anion transport. Bases 1 to 2205 code for a protein of 734 amino acids. The record is from RefSeq and is a predicted model, not a curated record. Lineage: Eukaryota; Metazoa; Chordata; Mammalia; Chiroptera; Molossidae. Gene Ontology annotation, molecular function: protein binding.